AUGGUGAAGUUCCUGCUUCAGAUCUCCGCCGAGCUCAAGAAUCUGACCUACCUUCAGCCGCAGGACGGCUGCGACGACCCGGACUACUCCUAUCUCUUCAAGCUGAGAUGUGAGUGGUGUGGAGAGCUGAGCCUAAGAGAAACUCGUGUGAGCUUGAACGAGACUGUUCCUCUUCCAGCCCGCAAUAAGAGAACCGCUAAUGUCAUCCGCAAGAGAACCGCUAAGGUCAUCCACAGGAGAACCGCUAAUGUCAUCCAGAAGUGCAAGCUUUGUGAGCGGGUUGGAAUGAUCCUGAUGCACCCAGGCCUUGGCAAGCCACUGACCCAGGCAGCAAGUGAUGCCAGGCAGUUCGCCCCCAUGAUGAUUUUUUAUUUCAGAGGUUUUGUACCCGUGGACUUUGUAUUUGUUGGUGGCUGGAGAGCUGAGUCUCCGAAUGGCAUAAAUUUUGAGCACAUUGACUUGUCGGCAGGGAAGUUUGUUGAGUAUGAUGUGGAGUACCCAGUUAUGAUUUCUAAUCUUCUGGCUGCUUGUGGUUGGGUCUUUUAUGCCGCCUGAAAUUCGUCAUGUUUUUUAAAACUUGGUAUGUGAAGCUAACUGUUUGUCUGUGAAUAAGAUAAAACUUUAGAGCUAAUGUUGCGACACGUACUCAGUUGUAAAAGGAUAUAGUUACGUAGAUACGGCAUGUUAUACUGUUAAAC
Messenger RNA from Pyrus x bretschneideri (Chinese white pear), 698 nucleotides. Its product is annotated as UPF0587 protein CG4646-like. Lineage: Eukaryota; Viridiplantae; Streptophyta; Magnoliopsida; Rosales; Rosaceae. The record is from RefSeq and is a predicted model, not a curated record. Gene Ontology annotation, molecular function: zinc ion binding.